AUCAAAAUUACCGUCUACUGGGAGCCCCCUCUCCCACCUGACAUCUGCUUGCCUUCAAAAUUUUCAGGUCCAUCUUUUCCCUGCAAGUUACAAAUUCAAGUAAAAGCAAAUUACUGUUGUAAUUAACUACGAUUCGAUCGAAAAUUGCCGCUUUUGCAUAUGCGCGAUUCGAUAAGAGCUUCGUGGCAGAAGGACGAACUGACAACGAAGGGAUUCGAGUUUGGACAUUGGAAAAGGUGGCAGCGGAGGUACCCCUAACUUUGAGACCGUGAUUGGUAAAAGAAGUUUCCAUUGCCGUAUUUUUUCCUUCAAUUUUAUAGCAUCUCAAUAUCUGAAAUCUAACCAGAGUCUUGCAUCUGUUGAUGCGCCUAAAGAAAUAAAAUAUAAAUAUUAAGUCAACUGCGAGCCACAUAUUAAUUAUUGGGUGUUUCGAGGCAUUGCAAGCACAAGAUGGAUGCCAGAAACACUCCAGCCAACAAGCCCUUAGAUGGGACAAAGUUUCUAGAGAUGUUGUCAACCAUAUCAUUGGAGGAAGUGCUCAAGUAUGAGUUCCGCCGUACACAAGCCAAAAAAUGGGAUCUGCUGGUGGAAGUAUGCAAGGAUGCCUCCACAAAGAAGUAUCAAUGCAAUGUCUGCAAUGUCGUUCAGUUCGGCGACAAGAACUUGUUCAGUCACUUGACUGGCAAGAAGCACAAUGCCCUGCUGACCAGUAUUAUGGACCUUCAGAUUAGGAAGAGGGGUGCCCCACCGCCACAGAGAGGCCGACCUGCAGAUAAGCCAGCUGGUAAUUCAAACUCCAACAAUAAUAAUGCUUCGAAUUCAAACAAUUCCAACAAUUUGAAUUCAAGAAACUCCAAUUCCAACAACAACGCUAAUUCAAAUUCCAAGCCAAACAACUCGAAUUCAAAUAAACCUAAUAUUUCCAACUCAAACUCCAACAAUUCGAAUCAAAACAAGCCUGUCCAAAGAAACGUGUCACCACAGAAAAAACCUACUCCAAACUCUGGAGCCAACAAAAAGGCAGAGGAACCAAAGCCCUCAACUGCAGAAAAGCCUUCGGGCAACGGACCCCCUUCGAGAGGUGUUCCCAAUACCAACUCUUCAGCCAAGUCUCAACCUCAAAGAAAACCUGGACAGAAUGAUAAACCAGCUCCUAGGGACAAUUCGGCCAAAAACAAAAACAAUGUACCAAACAUUGUCAAAAAUCCGCUGUCCAACAAGAUUUCUAUUGUACCACUGGCCAAGCUGAUUAGCUCCAAUCCAGAGCCCGAAGAAGAUGAUAAUGACAUGCCUAUGGAUGUAAUAGUGAUUGACGAAGAUCCCCCAUCGGAGAAUGCCAACCACUCCAUACCGAUUCAAACAGGGCUAAGGCAGCCCGCCCAAGAGGUGGACAAAAAUUCUCAAAAAAGAAGUGCUCCACCAUCCUCACGACCGGCUGUAGGCAAACAAAUAAAUCCAUCGGUUUCGGAAAAUUCUACAGCCAGACCCGAUGGCCUGACCUUUGAGUCUAGCAACGUGACCGAAAUCCUGGGACUUGUUGGCGUGGAGUAUGUUUUGAAAAUAGUUCGAAGUGUAAACGCCAGGAAUGCCAGAUAUUUGUGCUGCCUGUGCGACAUUACCGCCGAUGAGCAGAGAAUGCAGAACCACUUGGUCGGUUAUAAUCACCGCUUGAAGUAUUUUGACAAGCAUUUUCCUACCGCGAUGCGCCAGUACCGCCAGUAUGUGGCCAAUGUACCGGAGAGCGAUGUCGCCAAGAUAAUGAUGCCGAUAUUUGAAAAACUUGCCAUGGCCAUUGAGAAGCACCACGGUCGCGAGUCCCCGUAUAUGUGCUAUGAGUAUUAUUUUGGCAAAGAUCGCAACUCUCUGACCACCAAAGUUUUCAGCCGACGCCAUGCCUCGGAGCUACUGGGCCCUUCGUUCACGCACGUGGUUGACGCCAAGGAAGUCGAACAGAUGAUUGAAAAGAUGCGCCAGAGCAAGCAACAGCCUCAGCCGUUGAUGGGCAUGGAACCCUCGAAUCCCUAUGGUCAACCAUAUGCUCAGCAGGCUCGUCCCAAUAACUACGCCAACUACAACCCAGAGGGGCCUGCAAACAAUCCGCCACAAUCACAGACCGUUGAUGAUGAGACUCACAAGCGCAUGGUGGAUAGAUUCCUGCGAGGAAAUCGUCCCUCCAGGGGCGAUAACCAUGGAUCGCGGAACCCGAAGCGCAACCGGUCGCGCUCUCCUUCCAACGAACAGAGGAAGAGAACUGUCGCCAAUCCAACAAAACGCCUCUGGAACGUGGAGCGCAGAUCGUUGUCUCCCCUUCGAGAUGGGGAUAUUUGGCAGGCCUAUCGCCACAUGGUCGACCAGAAGGUGCGGGAUCUGAACGUCUCGUUCGAUGCCUAUAAGGCAGACCCUGAGCAGCACCCCAACUAUCAACAGGAGUGGCAGAGGUUCUGGAAGCGUCGCAAGGACGAGCUAAUACAGGCCGGAAUCAAUCAUCGCUCCUAUAAUUUCCAAAACGAGUGGAUUCACUACUUCAAUGCUCGUCUGGAUGAAUUGUACAACCUCGAAAUUGAGGAUAUUAAACUGAAAUGUCGCGAAAGAUUGUGCUUGCCCCUGACCAAUCAUGAGCUUGAGAAUGAAAAGUAUCAUGUCCAUGUGCGCGGUGUUGAAGAGCCUCAGCUGCGUCAACCGGAACCUCGUCAACCGGAACCUCGCCAACAGGCACCACAUCAACUGGCACCCCGGCAACUAGAACCGCGUCAGCUAGAACCGCGUCAAAUGGCACCCCGUCAACUGGAACCAAGACAACCCGAGCAAGGGCAUCCGGAUCCCUCUAAGAAGAUCCGGAGUUCUCCGCCCAAAGAGGUCGAGCCGCCGAACGUGAUUCACGUUCUCCGUCUUUUGACCGCUCUGGAGAAUUAUCUGGGAAGUUUGGGUCCUUUUGUUACCGAAAUGCUGGCCAAGGCUUUGCAAACCCAAAGACUGUAUCCCGACAGGGUUCACAAUGUAAUUCUGACAUCUGAAAACUGUGCUAUUUUGGAGACGGCCAAGGAGAAGUUCACCGGUCUCCUGAUUUCACAAAUAUACGAUCCCACUAAAGAGAAGGCUUUAAAGAGGGCGGUCCACGACACUGAAAUGUUGCUGGAAGAAGCCACCAAAUUUGUGGCUCCCAAAGAUCCAGAUUCAAUAAAAAUUGCUCCCCAGGUUAUGGAGAAACCACAAGGCUUUGGUUUCGAUAACAAGAAUAAGAAUCCCAAUCAGAUGCAGCUCUUAGAUCAGAAUUCCAAAAAGCCGUUCGAUAAAACUGAACUGGCCGCCAAGUUGGCGUCUUCUUUAGUUUCCCAAGGGAAAACAUCAAUUAAUCGCGAAGAGCUGCAGAAAAUCCUUCAAGUUUAUAACUUAAUUGAGCAGAAGAAGCGUCAGGACGAUCCUCCGAACAGUUCGGACAGUCCCGAUCGACCGAUUCGUUCACGCAACUCUCCCUUUGACUCUGAGGCCAAUGAUAACCCGUUGUCCCAACACUCGACUAGAAAUUUAAAUACAAACAAUGAGACCAGUAACUUUACUGGUCAGAAUUACUCAGAAAAUGUGGCUCGCCUAAAUAACAAAAACUCUAACAUGGCUAACUCCGACAAGAAUUACACAUCGGAUCGAGGAUUUGGUUCUGGCUCCCGUCAGAACAGUGGAUCCGGUGGUUAUCAGAACACUCAAUAUCCCAGUUGUUCGGGCACCCUUCAGAGCAGUCAAUACGGCUCUGGAUUGGGAUCGCUGCAGGGCAAUCAAUAUGGUGCUAGGUCCGGAGGACUUCGGAACUCGGAAUAUGGAUCGGGCUCCGGACCCGCAGGGCUUCAGCAGAAUCUAUUUGGGUCGGGCGGUGGAGGACUCUCAAGCAAUCAAUUUGGCUUGGGAUCCGGCGGGCUAAAUAACAAUCCAUAUGGCAGCGGAUCAUCUGGUGGCAGAUAUUCGAGCACCCAGCCGGGCACUGGCGGAUCGUCGUUGUCGUCCAGCAGCGUGUUGCCGAACAACUUGCAAAUGUCCUCCCUUUUCAACUUCAAUACCAAUCUAAACCCCACAUACAACUCUAACCGCAGAAGCCACAAUUAUUAGCCGAGAGACGACGUCACAGCCGCUUAAGCAUAGCAACGAAAUUUCUAUGAAAUUCUCAAAACCACUCGAGACAUACAUUUAUUGAAUAUUUGUGAAAUAUUUGAACAAUGUAAUGUAAAUAAAACUUUAACAUAAUUCAAAACAUACGUUUUCAAUUAUGCAGAUGUCCUCAAACUGUAUUCGCUAAGAUAUACUAAAAAUAUGCAAUAAAGAUUUUAUUACCAUGAAA
This is a messenger RNA of Drosophila bipectinata, 4327 nucleotides long. Its product is annotated as Tubulin tyrosine ligase-like 5. The record is from RefSeq and is a predicted model, not a curated record. Gene Ontology annotation, molecular function: nucleic acid binding; tubulin binding; tubulin-glutamic acid ligase activity. Gene Ontology annotation, biological process: protein polyglutamylation; microtubule cytoskeleton organization. NCBI's taxonomy places the organism in Eukaryota, Metazoa, Arthropoda, Insecta, Diptera, Drosophilidae. Gene Ontology annotation, cellular component: cilium.